Medicago truncatula (barrel medic) is the source of this 1390-nucleotide messenger RNA. RefSeq names its product U-box domain-containing protein 52. The coding region runs from base 1 to 1281 and encodes 426 amino acids. The record is from RefSeq and is a predicted model, not a curated record. Gene Ontology annotation, molecular function: protein kinase activity; ATP binding. NCBI's taxonomy places the organism in Eukaryota, Viridiplantae, Streptophyta, Magnoliopsida, Fabales, Fabaceae. Gene Ontology annotation, biological process: protein phosphorylation. The transcript has 3 exons.
AUGGAAGCAGAGAUGAAAGAAUUGAGACUCAAACUUAGGCAAACAAUGACCAUGUACAAAUCAGCUUGCAAAGAAGCAAUUUCAGCCCAAAAUAAGGCUAAUGAGAUUACUCAAUGGAAAAUGGAGGAGGAACGUAUGGUAGAGGAAGUUAUAAUGUCAAAAGAAGCAGCAUUGGCAUUAGCAGAAAAGGAGAAAGCUAAAGCAAAAGCUGCAAUCAAAGCAGCUGAUGAAGCUAUGAGAAUAGCAGAAAAAGAAGCACAAAGAAGAAUGCAAGUCGAGAAGACGGCUAAGAAAGAUAUAGAAGAGAGAGAUCAAGCACUAAAUGUGUUGGCUCGUAAAGAUAUUCGAUAUAGACAAUACACCUUAGACGAAAUUGAAAAGGCUACUCAAAAUUUCUCAUUAUCAAUGAAAAUAGGUGAAGGUGGAUAUGGACCUGUGUUUAAAGGUCAACUUGAUCAUACAAAUGUUGCAAUCAAAAUUUUAAGACCUGAUGCCAAUCAGGGUAGAAAACAGUUCCUACAAGAGGUUGAGGUAUUAUGCAACAUAAGACAUCCCAAUAUGGUCCUCCUCCUUGGUGCAUGUCAAGAAUAUGGAUGUUUGGUAUAUGAAUACAUGGACAAUGGUAGCUUAGAAGACAGAUUAUUAAGAAAACGAAACACCCCUCCAAUUCCAUGGCGAAAACGUUUCGAAAUAGCUUAUGAAAUUGCAACAGCACUUCUUUUCCUUCACCAAACAAAACCAGAAGCAAUUGUUCAUAGAGACCUUAAACCAGCCAACAUUCUCUUAGACAAAAAUUUUGUUAGCAAAAUAAGUGAUGUUGGUUUAGCAAGAUUAGUACCACCUUCUGUAGCUGAUUCUGUCACACAAUAUCACAUGACUGAAGCAGCUGGAACAUUAUGUUACAUUGAUCCAGAGUAUCAAAAUACAGGAAAAUUAACAACAAAAUCAGAUAUUUAUUCUUUAGGGAUAAUGUUUCUUCAAAUUAUCACAGCUAAGCCUCCAAUGGGACUUUCUCAUCAUGUUAAAAGGGCAAUUGAAAAUGAGAAUUUUUUCGAUAUGCUUGAUCCCGAUGUUACUGAUUGGCCUGUUGAUGAAGCUUUGGCGUUUGCUAAAAUUUCUUUGAGAUGUGCUGAGCUUAGUAAAAAAGAUAGACCGGAUCUUGCGUUAGAAGUGAUUCCGGAGCUUAAUCGAUUAAAAGAUUUUGGAUGUGACUUACAAAACUAUCAACAUAAUCAAAGUCAUCCAUCGGGUCCUCUUACGCCUCCUCAAAGUCCACUUUGAUAAACAUAUAUACAACAGAUUAUUGUUUUUUAGUAUAUAUAUUUGAUUGUGUUACGAAUGUUUAUUACAACACAUUUUGUAAUGAACUUCUUUGCAAUACACAUUUUGG